AUGUCUAGUGUAAUUAACAAGGUUAAGGAAGCCGUCACUGGCCACCACUCUUCUUCCACUAGUAACAACACCAGUCAGAACAGCGCCCCCGAGGGUACCAACGGGCCCCACGGCAACCGAGCAGCCAACGCCGCAGACCCAAGAGUCGACAGUGAUCGUGACAACCGUGCCGCGCCCAACUCUACCGUUGGUGGCUCUAACGCAUACACCUCUGGAGACAACUACAGUCAUGGCAGCACUGGCACCACCACAACCGGUGCUCACCGAGAAGGUGUUUCUGGACCUCACAACUCUCGUGUAGCUAAUGCUGCCGACCCACGAAUUGACUCAGACCGAGACGGCCGCUUUGCGGGCAACACCGCCGGCGACUAUGGUGGCAGCGGCCGAGAAGGAGUCACUGGACCCCACAAUUCUCGACUAGCCAACACUGCUGAUCCUCGUGUCGAUUCGGACCGAGACGGUUCUCGCACUGCUGGUAACACAUACGGAAGCUCUGGCACUGCCGGAACUACUGGCGCAGGGUAUACUCCUUCCGGCACCACGGGUAACACCCUUGGUAGCACUGGCACCGGUGCUGGCGCUGGAUACGGCUCUACUACCGGCACUCACGGUUACGAUUCUACUACCGGUACAACCGGCACCACGGGUAACUACGGACAAGGUGCUGGUAACCAUGGUGCAGGCGGUAAUCAUUCUUCUACCGCUCACUCUGCCCACUCUGGUCCAGGUCCUGCCCCCGACACCGCUGGCCCCCACAGCAGCAACAUUGCCAACAAGCUUGACCCCAGAGUCGAUAGCGACCUCGACCACUCUCGAACCGUCGGCGGCAACAAGACUUACCAGUCGUAA
This is a messenger RNA of Daldinia loculata, 849 nucleotides long. RefSeq lists its product as uncharacterized. Bases 1 to 849 code for a protein of 282 amino acids. Lineage: Eukaryota; Fungi; Ascomycota; Sordariomycetes; Xylariales; Hypoxylaceae. The transcript is spliced from 3 exons. The record is from RefSeq and is a predicted model, not a curated record.